UGCUCCGUGUCUCGUUGCCUCUACACAGCAGCAGCAGCUAGCGCCGGUCCAUCGCGAUCUCUCACCAACAAACAACUACUAGAAGGAAGGAGCUCUUGGUUACUCAAGAUGGAGCACGGCGAGAGGAGGAACGGCGCCCACGAGGCGGCGCUGAGGGCGGUGCAGAGGGCGCCCGCCAAGCCGUGGCGCGGUGCCACGGGCGCCGGCAGCUUGCCGCCGGCGCCGCCCAAGGUGUACCGGGUGGAGCCCAGGGGCUUCCGGGAGCUCGUGCAGAGGCUCACCGGCUCUGGCACGGCGCCGUCGAUGCCGGCGCAGCAGGCCAUGCACGUGCCGCCGCCGGCUCAAGGUGCUGCGGCAGCUCACGGCGGGCGCAUGGAGGCUGCCGCAGCCGCGCCGGAGCAGUUUGACUACAACUCGUGGUUCUACACGCCGCUGCUCAGCCCCGCGUCCAUGGCCAUGCCGCCCGGCACGCACGGCCACCACGGUGCUUUGCUGUAGGACUCCCUCCUGAUCGAGAAGAUUCGUUGUCGCGAAUUGAAUUUCGAACUACAAAUGUUUUUUUUUCUUCAAAGGCUCAAGUUAUAAUUAGUCUGUAGUUGCCGUGAAUAAAUGAAAUAGUUUGCGAUGGAGAAAACAAGAAAUUAACUUGACAGACAGAUUCUCUGUUUCUUCGUACCCAAUGAUGGCACUAUGCCAGCUCAAAAAAAAAAUGAUGGCAGUAUGCUUUGCUUUGCUUUU
Messenger RNA from Brachypodium distachyon (stiff brome), 738 nucleotides. RefSeq lists its product as uncharacterized. The record is from RefSeq and is a predicted model, not a curated record. Bases 109 to 498 code for a protein of 129 amino acids. NCBI's taxonomy places the organism in Eukaryota, Viridiplantae, Streptophyta, Magnoliopsida, Poales, Poaceae. The transcript has a single exon.